AAAUAUCUUUGUCAUCAAUAAAAAGAAGUGCUCAUCUAUACAACUCUGCAGUGAUAUUUACAGAACAAGGGUGCAUUUGAAAUAGAUUUUAGAUAUAUGAAACUAAUAUUUACCAGUUAAUUAGCAGUCAUUAUACGCUUUUAUAGCAAAAAAGAUAUGGCCUAUUGAAGGAAAUUGUGUUUAUAUUUUUUGAACAGCAAAUACGUUCCUUAUACAUAGUUGUAAUCUAAUUAUCUACUAUUAAAAAUAUUCCUUUAUUUUACAAAAUAUUUUUUGUCCGUUAAAGAAUACAACCUCAAUGAAUUAUACUCAGUAAUGCGACGAUAGGUCGACUCUUUUUGCAUACUGAAUACAUAAUAUGUAAAGCGCAGGUUAACUAAAAUUCUCUGACUCAUAGAGUAGCCUUCAAGCACCUUAAAUAAAAUAGGCAUUUGUCCCGUUGUCUGUAUAAAUCUAAAAUUUUAAAAUUAAUUAGUUGCCUCUGUUUUUUCUUUACUAAUACCUUUUACUAGUAAGGGCAGAAAUGUGAGGAAAGUAGGGCAGGAAUAAAACUAUUAAUCUGAAAUCUAAGCUUUAGACCGAUACUAAAAAUAGAACAAGAACUGUUAUUGAUAUUUUCAACAAUUUGUAAAACACAAUGCUUUUGGUUAGCAGAAUUUAUCUUUUACAGCUGUAUUUUGCAAAAGAUUAUUUCCAACCUAUGGCUGUUGAGUUUUAAACUAGACAAUUAGGUCGUCUAUUGCUUAUAGAGCUAGAAUAUGCAUUCAAGUAUGCCUGCGAGUUAUAGAGAAGGUAAUACGAUCUCUUUUUUUUUCCUGCUACUACUUUUGCAAUUGUUCAUAGCUAAAAGCUUGGCAUUUGGGCCAUCUGUUCAAGGCAAACUUUCUAAUUUUCGACAAAUUUUUCGCCACAGUACUAAAAGUUAUGAAGUCGAGACUGAAUGUUAUCAAAACGUAAACAUCGAUUGGCAAGCAGAGUUAAAUUCGAAAAUCACAAACACGCCAAUUAUUGGACAUUUAUUCAAGUAAUGUUACAGGCCCCUUUGCGAUAUGCUGAUUUUUAUAUAGCUUGACUUACCUAUUUAUCUAUUUUAAAUAUCACCAAAUAGUGAUGGAAAAAAACAGAUAAUCUUGACAAAACCUAACAUGGUUGAGGUUUUGGAUGCUGAAGUAGGCAGACGCUUACCGGGAUGGCCAUUUAGCUUCAGUUCUGUUACUAUAGCCUCUAGCCCACUUCUCUAUGACAUCGAUGGAGAUGGUUACGACGAAAUCGUGGUUUCGACUAAAAGUGGAGAAAUUGUAUUCCUUACUCGCUGGGGAGAGGUAGUCCACAAUUUUACUUUAAAGCUUCCCAAAUUAGAAAUCAAAAAACUUUGGCGCGCAAACAUGACGAAUCAAAUUUUGGACAGCCAUUAUUUAGAUUUAACAGCAGGCACCUUAAUAGAGUAUACACGAGGACAGUUAAAAAAAAAUGCAGAAGAAUCUGCCAAAAUUUCUCAGAAAAAAAAGGAUCUUAAUAUACAAAAUCCAUUGAACAAAGACGUUUGGAAACAUUUUGAAGGCCACAUCACAGAAGAUGGGAUAAAAAGCUUGCAAUGGUUUUUGGAUUUUGGGCCUCUUAACGAAGAGAAGGAACAAGAAGUUCUCCACUCUCCGCAAUACUUUGCCUGGUUAGAAGCACACCCAGAAUAUCAUCAAAAUCCGGAGAAUAGUAAUAUAUUUGUAGAUGCGCAUAUUACCUCUACGCCUGUUAUUGCUGACAUAAAUGACGAUGGAAAUAUGGACAUAGUAGUUGUUGUUAAUUACUAUUUUGAUGAGGGCACGUCGGCUUAUCCCAAGAUAGACGGGCUUCUAGAUGUGGAUCUCAGGAACUGUUCAGCUUCAGGAGUUGUCGUAUUUGAUCUAAAAAAGAUGCAAAUACUAUGGCAAUCACCCAUAGAACUGUCCAAGAAAUCGCUUUUUGAUGCGAGCAUUACUUUUUCUCCUACAGUAAUUGAUCUCGAUGAGGAUGGAAAGCUAGAAACCGUUGUUGGAACUGGAUUAGGAUCUAUUUACGUUCUGGAUUCUAAUGGCAAUCUAAAGCGUUUACUGAAGACAGGUCUAUUCAACAUUGAAUGCGGAGUUUUGGCCGAAGAUCUCAAUAACGAUGGAAAGAUAGAUUUUCUUGUCAUGGAUACCGAUGGAAACGUGAUGUGUUUAGAGCCUAAUGGAAAUGAAAUUUGGAGACGUAAAUUGAUGAGUGCGUCCAAGUAUCCUCCAGUUUUGGGGGACUUGAACGGAGAUGGAGAACUGGAUGUUGCUAUUGUUUCUAAAAUGGGCUAUGUUUGGAUAUGUCAUGCCAAAACUGGAUAUACUUUGAACGGCUUUCCUCAAAAGCUCGACAGCACAAUUUUUACUGCGCCCAUUCUACUUCCUCUAUCAAGUAAAUUUAGUCGCCUUUCUGCAUGGAAGCAAAAAGACGGGCUAUCAAUUGUUGUUCAUGGCCUAAACGGGUGCACGUAUAUUAUUAACGGAAAAUCUGGGUGCAUCUAUUCUAUCGAUCUAGGAGAACCCUCCUCCUCAAUGGUAUUAGCAGACACUCUAACUCAGUACAAAAACAUAAAUAUUUUAAUCGCUACAUCACAUGGCCGCGUUCACUGUUUAACAAUUGAUCAGUCGAAUGCGGACAGCAAUAUUAGAUGGACUUCUCAACUUAACGGAAGAAAUAGCUUCACAGUAUCCUCACGUCAAGGCAUUCGCGUUUCGAAGAAAACAAGGUCAAAAUCUAAGGUGUCCGGAAACACAUUUGAAAUAAGCUUUGAAAUUAUCGACGAGCGACAAUACCGGGGGCCCAAUGCAAGUUAUAUGGUUCGUCUAUGGCUAGGAAGUGAACUUUUAACAUUAAAGAGGUACACUACUCCAGGUACUUAUACAGAACAUUUGCAGCCUCCAAAGCAUCCAAUUUCUGCUUCUCUCAAGUUAGAAAUGGUCAACGAACAUGGACAGGCGUUCUUCGAUGACUGGUUCAUAAGUUUCAAUGUAAAUUUUUAUGAAACUUUAAAGUGGGUAUUAGUGAUUCCAUUUCUAAUGAUGAGUCUAUCCAUAGUAUUUACAAAAGAAAAGAUCGACGUCUUAAUUUAAAACUGAGUGCAUUUUAUGCCCAGCACAUCAAUAAUAAGUGGGCAUAAUUGCGCCUAUAUUAACUAAUUCCAUAAAAAUUUUCAAAGGUUUAGAAGACGGACUAUUUAGAACUGCUGCUCGCUUCCUGGAUUUUGAAAGCAGGCAUAUAAUAAAUCCUUCCAUUGAAACUAGAAAAUGCAGUUUGGAUUAUAUUAUAAUCAAGUGUGAAUAACGCUCAUACCAGUGUUUGAAAUAUAGCGCAAGAAGAUAGGUUGGAAGCGAGAGCGUAAUAUGUUGUCUUUUGAGUUCUGCUGAUUCUACGUUUAACAUCUAUGCUUUCAACCAGAACAGAGGUCUACUUCUAUAGUACCAGGAUUUUUCAAUGUGACAAAUCUUAUAUUAACUUGAAUGACGACUAUACCAGCAGCGAGUGUUAUGAAGAAAUAGAAAAUGAAGAGGAGUUUUGCGAAAAUUCAUCUGAUGGCUCAGAAGCAGCGCCGCUUGCCGAAAGUGCACAAGAUGUUGAAAAUGAUGAGCAACUAGAAGAAUUGUCAGCUGAAGAAUUAGAAAGGAGAACAGGACUAGCUGAGGAAUACAAACAGGCAGGGAACGAGUUUUAUACGAAUAAAAACUAUGAAAAUGCAAUACAAAAAUACACCGAGGCCCUUGAGGUUGCCCCUAAAAUGUCUACUAUCAGAUCUGUUAUUUUAUCGAACAGAGCUGCCUGUCACGUUGUGCUGGCAGAUUGGGAUUCUGUCAUCAAAGAUACGACUGCAGCUAUUAAGAUUGAUCCGAACCACCUUAAGUCAUUAGCGCGCCGUGCACUGGCCUAUGAAGAACAGAGUAAGUUUCAGGAAGCCAUUGAUGACAUAAAUAAGCUUAUACAGCUAGACGCCGAUUGCAAGCCAAAAUAUGCAUAUAAGUUGCAGGUUUUAGAAAAAAAACUUCAAGAAAAAAGACAGAAAGAACAGGAAGAGAUGAUCGGGCAGAUGAAGGAUAUGGGAAACAAAUUUCUAGGAUUAUUUGGCCUUUCUCUCGAUAACUUCAAGGCAGAGAAAAACCCAGAAAAUGGAUCAUACAAAAUUAGCUUUCAAAAAUAGUUUAUAAUUUAGACUUUGUCGUCAUUCUAUUCUGAAAAUUUCCAACUGUUACAAAUUUCAGGCUCGAGAACCGGUGGAUUGCUGUUCAUGAAAAUCCACGAAUAUGAGGCCUAUAUUCACGUUUCUUACUGCGGCCGCCGCUUUUUUGGUUCUAGUAUAUACCUCAAAGAAAUGGUCGGAGGUAGAAUAAUCUUGUUUUCCAGACAGAAAAAAUAGCACCUAUGUUGUUGUCUUCCAUUCCACAUUGAAAAUUUUAAUAAACAAAGCCCAUACUGAACUGUA
Messenger RNA from Schistocerca gregaria, 4480 nucleotides. RefSeq names its product tetratricopeptide repeat protein 1-like. Gene Ontology annotation, molecular function: protein binding. Bases 3431 to 4198 code for a protein of 255 amino acids. The transcript is spliced from 5 exons. Lineage: Eukaryota; Metazoa; Arthropoda; Insecta; Orthoptera; Acrididae. The record is from RefSeq and is a predicted model, not a curated record.